AGUACCAUGCCUCGGAGUCCUACGUCCAGUGAGGAGGAGAUGGCCCAGAGUUUCUCUGACGGCUCUGGAGGUUUUGAGACAGACAGCUCCAAGGAGGAGCCUGGCCAUGGAGGUCCUGGAGGGGAAAGGGCCAGCAGGAGGACAGACAGGAGGGCAGAGAGGGACAGGGCUGCCCGUAGGGAGUCACUGGAAUUCUGUGUGGUCAUCCCUGACCUGCAGCAGUCCGUGAGUACACACUUAUCUCUUUGUACACUGUUUUCGUAUCAUACUGCAGGAGUAUGCAACACUGUAAAAAAAGUAUUUAAUUGUUUCAACUAAUUAUUAUUACGUAACUGGUUCCAUAGUCUUUAUUAUAUUCUUUACUCAACUUUUCGGUCCAAGUGUUACCUGAACCCAAAAAAUAUAGUUGGCCCAAACUUAGCUAAAACUUGAGAAAACUUAGGCAAAUAUUCUGUCAAUUUUAAAUGAUGUGCUUAUUAACUCAUAUGUUUAUUCAACUAUAAAUUAAAAAUGUUUUAAUGUUACUCCUUGAUCACUGUGAUAAAUAACAUUGUUUUUCUUGAGUGUACUUUUAACAGAGAUGAGAUUUACUUUGAAGUACAAAGUGUAGCAAUACAGGUGAAAUCAAUCUUUGACACAGAAAUGGUGGCGUAGCAGGAAGAUUGUAAUGCUAUAAACCGAGAGAUUGUAAGUUCAAAUCCCAAAUGAGGACAUGUUGAAUAUGAAGUACUGUAUAAAUGAGCAUGUGCAAUGUGUGUCAAAUAUGUAUGUUGAAAACAUUGUAUGUAAAAAGCACUGUGUGUAACUAGUUCUACAGCCUUUUUUAAGUAAGAUGCCCAAAUAAUAAUUUCUAGGUAAAUUAACUUGAGCAAACACAUCAUUUUAAGUUGACUGAAUUGUUGCCUAUGUUGAUAAGCUGAAAAAAGGCUGUGGAACCAGUUACUUAAUAAUAAUUAGUUGAAACAACUCAAUGUUUGUAAAAAAAUGUUUUUACAGUGCAUCUAAAUCCACUUCAAAGCCAAACCAUAACCACCUUUCACUUUUCAACUGUGUGGUCAUCCCUGAACUUUUUAAAAACAUAUUAGUCAGUUAGCAGACGCUCUUAUCCAGAGUGUCAUACACUCAGUGCAUUCAGCUAAAGUAGGUAAAACAACCACAUAUGCAAGUUCACAUUACAAGUAAAACCCUCUUUAAAAAAUAGCUGCUAUCUGCAGAAUCAGUGCAGGGUGAGAGUAGAUGAAAAGACAAGUACAAUAGUCUAGGCGACAACAUAGUUCACCCACUGCUUUGCUCUAGGCUCCAAAACCAGUAGUUCUACUGCACUGAAAAUUGUUGGGGUGCUGCGCGCUGGUUGGAAUUACGACAUAGUUGUUACUGCAGUUUGUCACUGCAUGUUGCUUAUGUGAAAGACUGGAACCCCUGGGCUAGUAGUAUUUGUAAGUAAAGCACAAAGCUGUAAAAAUAAAUUCGGUCAUAGCAAUUGUGUGAUAUGUGGGAUGUUUGUCCCAGCCUAGCAGCAUACAGUCAAUGUGAAAGAGUGAGCUACAAUAGCUAUGCACUGUAUGAUGUAUAAGCUAAAUGUCACACUGUUCUCAGCCAAUCAGUUUGAUAGAUAUGAAUGAGGGAGAAAAGCCAGCUAUUGGAAAUCGGUGGCUAGGUUAUUCUGCCACAGAAAUACAUACUUGCUUGUUGAGAAGUGCUGCUGUUUUCAUAUGCCUUAUCACAAAAGAACAUGCACUCUCAUAUAAACCAAUACAAAAAAAAUAUUUUCUGGAUAACAGGCGUAACGCUCCGCUAUAAUCGUUACUAAUUGAUUGAACUAAUUUCAGUUAUUGUUUUUUCCACCACCAAUACUGUGUAGCGUGCACCUCUGGCAAACAACUUUAUGAAUAUGAAAUGGCCUGCUUCUGUAGAGCAAAGGGAUAACUAAUUACUGUAACAGAAUAUCACUAGGAGACAUUUCCAUACUGUUUUAUACUGUGCUUCCUAGUCUUUUCUACUUUAAAUAAAAGCUAUUUAUUCACAGACACUGGUAGCUUGGCAAGGAGAUGUGAGCUAUUGUUUCUCCAUCUGUUAGCACCUGCUGCCAGAAUGUAAAAUCUGCAUGUGUGUUUUGUGUUUGUUUGUUUUGGAGCAGAAAUUUAUGUUUUAAACCCGACGCUAAAUGUGUCGUCUAAUGUUUUGGAGCAAAAAUGUAUGUUUUAAACCCGACGCUAAAUGUGUCGUCUAAUGUUUUGGAGCAAAAGUCUAUGUUUAAAGUCCAGGUUUGGUAUGUUUGUAUGAUCUCUGAAUGUUUUGUAUUUGUGUUGCAGCAGAAAUGUAUGAGGUUUAAAACUGACACCAUUGUGUGUAGAGAUGGGCAGUAUUUCUGUUACAUGUAUUUGAAAUACGUAUUUGAAUUACUUCUGAGUAUUUUGUAAUUUUAAUUACACUGGGCUGAACUACACUCCAAAGUAUUUAGUAUUUUCAAAAUACUGUAAUUUGUAUUUUCAAAAUACUUUUCCAUACAAUUUUUUUUAUAGCAGUUCACAUUUUGUGAACCCCCUUUCACCCUGCAUUGUUAUCAGAAGUCUGAUAGCACUAUGGUGUGAUAAGAGUGUCUGCUAAAUGAACUAAAUAUAAAUGUAUAUGUAAAAAUGUUGAUAAAUACUUUGUUGAGGGAAAAUGUACUUGAUACGAUUGUGAUAUGAAUGCACUAAUUGUAACUCGCUCUCGAUAAGAGCGUCUGCUAAAUGACUAAAAUGUAAAUGUAAAAAUGAACAAUUGCAACGCAUGCUGAGUAUUAUUCUAAUGAGCUCAGCCACGAAACAAGGCCAAUAAUAAUACCCAGUGUGCUUUACAGUUCAUUUUGGUUUGUUCAUUUUCACAUAUAAAUGAACAUUUUGGUCAUUUAGCAGACACUCUUAUCCAGAGUGACUUGGUCAACUAAAGUUGAUAAACAACAACAUAUCACAGUCAUAGCAAGAAAAACGUUUUUGUAACCAUUACUGGGAAUGUUGUUGCUGUUCAGGCUGGCUACUUGCAAAUUUAUUUCUGUAUUUUAAAAUACAAAAUGCAUGUAUUUUAAUGAAAUACAUUACUAAAUACAAGUUUAUUUUGAUACAUUGAUCUUAAUGGUAUUUUGUAUUUGUAUUUGGUAAUUUUUGUCUAUCCCUGAUUGUGUGUGUGUGUGUUUGUUUUGGAGCAGAAAUGUAUGAGGUUUAAGCCGGAGGCCACGGUGUGGGUUGCUAAGCAGCAGAUCCUGUGUACACUGACCCAGACUUUGAGGGACGUGCUGAACUACGGCCUCUUCCAGCCCGCUGUGGAGGGCCGAGAGUCCGGCUUCCUGGAUGAGGAGUGUCCCCUUAAAGACUACCCCACUCCCACCAACACCAAGGGGGUCCCCACUCUGGAGGUACAGUAACCAUUCAGUUCUGCUCCAUUAGUCUGUAUGGUCAAACGCACAUCACUGAUUUCUCCACAACAUACAAGACAAGCACAUUUUGAUCCAAGAUUGGAUCUUCGUCAUGUCACAAAGGGGCAUUCUUGGCUCAAAACGUUAUACUAGCCUAUAAAGUAUGUGGUGGAGCAAUUGUGUGUGCAUUUUACAUUUACAUUUUUAGUCAUUUAGCAGACGCUCUUAUCCAGAGCGACUUACAGUUAGUGAGUGCAUACAUUAUUUUUUUAAAAAUGUUUCAUACUGGCCCCCCGUGGGAAUCGAACCCACAACCCUGGCGUUGCAAACGCCAUGCUCUACCAACUGAGCUACAUCCCUGCCAGCCAUUCCCUCCCCUACCCUGGACGAGGCUGGGCCAAUUGUGCGCUGCCCCAUGAGUCACAGGCCCUACUUCAUUUCUCCAGUACUGCUCCAUCCCACAGGUCCAGUAAUCCUGUAUUGUCAAACAUACGUCACGGAUCGCUCCAGAACAUUCCUUAUUAGGCUAGCACGACGUUGCUGUGGAUUGUGUGUGCAGGCCCUAUCUACUUCAUUUCUUCAGCACUGCUCCAUCCCUGGGGUCCAGUCUUAACACAGCACUGGACAUGCUGCUGUAUCCCACCCUACAGAAGCACUUCUUCUGUUUGAUCAUUAUCAAAGAAUCUAAUCUGGAAGAAUUCAGCCACUUAAUGAAUGAUCAAGGGACUGCAUCACUAUAAUAAGUCUUUGUUUUCCAAACAGCUCAGCUGAAUUGUGAUGAGGCAGCAUAGCUGGAAACUCCCUCCUGGCUCUCCCUGGCUGUGUUCUUUGUUCUGUAUCUCCUCAGUCAGGGGUCCCCUGGUAUCGCUAGUACUUGACUGAAGUUUUAAUUACUGGCUGACUGGGCAAUCUUCUCUGGUAGUGGUACACCUUACUUAGUAUUAAAUAUAUAGAUCAUCAGUAGCAGUGCUGCCAGCUGGGUAUGAUUGUGACUGGUUGUUUAGUCAGGAUCAUCAUGAGAUGAUUAGAAGUCAUAAAUGCUCACGACAAGUCUCAUACUACAUCAUAAUGUAUUAUACCUUUUGGUUUUAAGUAAAGUGUUGAAGCAAUUUUUCUUCUCCUAUUUGCAGUUCCGUUAUAAGAGCCGGGUCUAUCAACAGCCAAAUGUGAACGAGAAGCAGAUCGCCAAAAUCCACACGCAGGUGAGACAAAGAAAUGAAGGGAUUUAAAUUCCCUUUUUCACUUCUUUCAGGUUGUACAAUAGAUUCAUUAUAUUUAUUUCAAUGACAGUGAAUAUCAUCGGCUGGUGUAAGUUAUUGUAUUGUAUCGGGUGAAAGCUAUAGCUUGGACAGUUAUACCCUGUAUCCGCCAUUUCUGGAACCAUGUUGAAAAGGUCAAUGUGAAAAGGAAAUGUCAAGGCCAGUAGAGUUAUUACAGUCGUGUGGAAAAGGAUAUUAUUAACGGAGCUUGUCUUUGAGAUUUUUUUGAUAUCAUGAGUGAAAGAACAUCUCAGGUUCUCUCUCUGUAAUACUGUUAGAAUUAAUGCCCUAUUCAUCUACAAGCUGAAUAUAAAGUGUGAAUAAUUGAAGUGUAGAAUUUCCAUGGGUUCACUAUUCAGCAGGUACGUAUUUAACAUGAUUCAGUAUUUGAUUGAGACAGACAUCAGCUGAGUCCAGGAGAAUUCCCAUCAAUGUCCUCCUUCUGGAUCAAACAGGAAUGCCAUACUAAAUAAUUGACCAAUCAAGUUCCCUUCACGCUGUUUUCCCUGGCCUUUCAAGUCCACUGUGUGUGUGUGUGUGUGUGUGUGUGUGUGUGUGCACACGCAAGCCUGUGUGUGUGGUGUGUGUGUGUUGGAGUUGUUCAAAGUGUAACUGCGUAUGCGUGCUCUGGCCAGCGUCAGUCCCCCUGCAGUGUCUCUGUCCUGCCUGAAGGCUGCAGACAAGCCUCUCUCCCUCACUGCCUGGCGCUGUUCAGCUCAGCUCUGGGACCUGCUCUCUUAACUAUUUAUAAGUGGCCUGGAAAGCAGCAUGUGUCCCUGGAUCAGUCCUUGGGAAAGCACCAUGAGAGGAACAGCAGUGGAGAGACCUGAGGAACCAUCACCUGACGCCCCUGCUUUACCAACCUCAAAUCAAAUCAAAUGUUUUUUGUCACAUCUGCCAACUGGUAUAGACUUUACCAUGAAAUAAUUCCAUACGAGCCCUUCCCCAACAAUGCAGAGUUUAAAAAUAUAAAUCAAAUAGUAACAGAAGAGGAAUAAAAUGGAAUACACAAUAAUGGAGCUAUAUACACGGAGUACCAGUACCUGAUCAAUGGGGAGCUAUAUACAGGGAGUACCAGUACCAGAUCAAUGUGCAGAAGUACGAGGUAUUUGAGAAAGAUAUGUACAGUUGAAGUCGGAAGUUUACAUACACCUUAGCCAAAUACAUUUAAACUCGGUUUUUCACAAUUCCUGACAUUUAAUCCUAGUAAAAAUUCCCUGUCUUUGGUCUUCUUUAUUUUAAGAAUGUGAAAUGUCAGAAUAAUAGUAGGGAGAAUGAUUUAUUUAAGCUUUUAUUUCUUUCAUCACAUUCCCAGUGGGUCAGAAGUUUACAUACAUUAAAUUAGUAUUUGGUAGCAUUGCCUUUAAAUUGUUUAACUUGGGUCAAACGUUUCGGGUAGCCUUCCACAAGCUUCCCACAAUAAGUUGGGUGAAUUUUGGCCCAUUCCUCCUGACAGAGCUGGUGUAACUGAGUCAGGUUUGUAUGCCUCCUUGCUCGCACACGCUUUUUCAGUUCUGGCCACACAUUUUCUAUAGGAUUGAGGUCAGGGCUUUGUGAUGGCCACUCCAAUACCUUGACUUUGUUGUCCUUAAGCCAUUUUGCCACAGCUUUGGAAGUAUGCUUGGGGUCAUUGUUCAUUUGGAAGACCCAUUUGCGACCAAGCUUUAACUUCCUGACUGAUGUCUUGAGAUGUUGCUUCAAUAUAUCCACAUAAUUUUCCUUCCUCAUGAUGCCAUCUAUUUUGUUUAGUGCACCAGUGCCUCCUGCAGCAAAGCACCCCCACAGCAUGAUGCUGCCACCCCCGUGCUUCACGGUUGUGAUGGUGUUCUUCGGCUUGCAAGCAACCCCCUUUUCCCUCCAAACACAACGAUGGUCAUUAUGGCCAAACAGUUCUAUUUUUGUUUCAUCAGACCAGAGGACAUUUCUCCAAAAAGUACGAUAUUUGUCCCAUUGUGCAGUUGCAAACCAUAGUCUGGCUUUUUUAUGGCGGUUUUGGAGCAGUGGCUUCUUCCUUGCUGAGCGGCCAUUCAGGUUAUGUCGAUAUAGGACUAGUUUUACUGUGGAUAUAGAUACUUUUGUACCUGUUUCCUCCAGCAUCUUCACCAGGUCCUUUGCUGUUGUUCUGGGAUUGAUUUGCACUUUUUGCAACAAAGUACGUUCAUCUCUAGGAGACAGAACGCGUCUCCUUCCUGAGCGGUAUGACGGCUGCGUGGUCGCAUGGUGUUUAUACUUGCGUACUAUUGUUUGUACAGAUGAAAAUGGAACCUUCAGGUGUUUGGAAAUUGCUCCCAAGAAUGAACCAGACUUGUGGAGGUCUACAAUUUUCUUUCUGAGGUCUUGGCUGAUUUCUUUUGAUUUUCCCAUGAUGUCAAGCAAAGAGGCACUGAGUUUGAAGGUAGGCCUUGAAAUACAUCCACAGGUAUGAUGUCAAUUAGCCUAUCAGAAGCUUCUAAAGCCAUGACAUCAUCAGAGAAUACCGGAGGGGACUGAAGAUGCACCCUUGUGGGGCCCCCAUGUUGAGGAUCAGUGUCGAGGAUGUAAUGUUGCCUACCUUCACCACCUGGGGGGGCCCGUCAGGAAGUCCAGGACCCAGUUGCAAAGGGAGGAGUUCAGACCCAGGGCCGUGAGCUUUGUAAUGAGCUUAUAGGGCACUAUGGUAUUGAAGGCCGAGCUGUAGUCGAUGAACAGCAUCCUCACAUAUGCAUUCCUUUUGUCCAGGUGGGUAAGGGCAGUGUGCAGUGCAAUGGCGAUUGCGUCGUCCGUGGAUCUGUCAGGGAGGUAAGCAAAUUGUAGAGGGUCGAGUGUGUCGGGGAAGGAGGAGGUGAUAUGGUCUUUGACUUGCCUCUCGAAGCAGUUCAUGUUGACGGAAGUGAGUUCAGUUACGUUCCCAUUCUUGGGCAAAAGGAUGAUAGUGGACAUCUUGAAGCAGGUGGGUAUAGAGGCCUGAGCUAGGGAGAGAAGGUUGGAAUGUUUCAGAAUCGCUUCUUUUUAGGUUGUAGAAUUGAAUUGCUAUUUUCUGGAUUUUUCUGGAUUUUUAUAAUUAGCGGGAAUCAUCCUUAUUCUGCUCUGCAUGCAUUAUUUUGUGUUUUACGUUGUACACAGAGGAUGUUUUUGUAGAAUUCUGCAUGCAGUCUCAAUUUGAUGUUUGUCCCAUUUUGUGAAUUCUUGGUUGAUGAAUGGACGCUAGACUUCACAACCAUAGAGGGCAAUGGGUUCUAUAACUGAUUCAAGUGUUUUUUGCCAGAUCCUAAUUGGGAUAUCAAACGUUAUGUUCCUUUUGAUGGCGUAGAAGGCCCUUCUUGCCUUGUCUCUCAGAUCGUUCACAGCUUUGUGGAAGUUACCUGUGGUGCUGAUGUUUAGGCCAUGGUAGGUAUAGUUUUUUGUGUACUCUAGGGCAACAGUGUCUAGGUGGAAUUUCUAUUUAUGGUCCUUGCAACUGGACCUUUUUGAACACCAUUAUUUUUGUCUUACUGAAAUUAUCUGUAAGGGUCCAGGUCUGACAGAUCUAGGUGCUGUCCAGGUCUAGGUGCUGCUGUAGGCCCUCCUUGAUCGGAGACAGAAGCACCAGAUCAUCAGUAAACAGUAGACAUUUGACUUCAGAUUCUAGUAGGGUUAGGACGGGUGCUGCAGACUGUUCUAGUGCCUGCGCCAAUUUGUUGAUAUACAGUAUAUGUUGAAGAGGGUGGGGCUUAAGCUGCAUCCCUGUCUCACCCCACAGCCCUGUGGAAAGAUAUGUGUGUUUCUUGCCAAUUUUAACCACACACUUGUUGUUUGUGUACAUAGAUUUUUAUAUUGUUGUAUGUUUUUCCCCCAACACUGAUUUCCACCAAUUGGUAUAGCAGACCCUCAUGCCAAAUUGAGUCAAAAGCUUUUUUGAAAUCAACAAAUCAUGAGAAUACUUUGCCUUUGUUUUGGUUUGUUUGUUUGUCAAUUAGGGUGUGCAGGGUGAAUAUGUGGUCUGUCAUACGGUAAUUUGUUAAAAAGCCAAUUUGAUGUUUGCUCAGUACAUUGAUUUCACUGAGGACUGAUUUUCCCAAGGUUGCUGUUGACGCAUAUCCCACGAUAGUUAUUGGGGUCAAAUUUGUCUCCACUUUUGUGGACUGGGGUGAUCAGUCCUUGGUUCCAAAUAUUGGGGAAGAUGCCAGAGCUGAGGAUGAUGUUAAAGAGCGUAAGUAUGGCCAAUUGGAAUUUAUGGUCUGUAUAUUUUAUCAUUUCAUUUAGGAUACCAUCAACACCACAGGCCUUUUUGUGUUAGAGAGUUUGUAUUUUGUCCUGUAGUUCAUUCAAUGUAAUUGGAGAAUCUGACUCUAAGAUUUGUAAUUGAUCAUGUACAUGUUUUUGCUGUUUUUUUUUCCCCCCUCUCUCUCUCUCUCUCUCUCUCUCUCCUCUCUCUCUCUCUCUCUCUCUUCUUGUUUUGUUAUGAUGUACACCAAUGAAUACCACCCUGUUGUUCACCUGUCCGUCUCUCUCUCCAUCCUUCUCUCUACCUGCUCCCUCUUACCUGUAGGCUAACUAUAGGAAAUUAAUGGACCACAUUCAGCAUCACCAGCUGGAUAAACUAGCAAAGAUGCUGGAGAAAGGCCUCGACCCAAACUACCACGACCCAGACACUGGUGGUACGCUACACACACACAUGGACACGUACACGCACGCACACACACACACACACACACACACACGCACGCACACACACACACACACACACACACACACACACACACACACACACACACACACACACUGACUGUGAUUCAAUGUGAUGUGCACCUUAUUUUGUUUUAUACAGCAUCUGCUGCUAAAAGUAAACAAUGUCAGAUCAAUUAUGGAUGUCUUAGUUUACUGAGGAGAGAAAUUAGAGAUCGGCUCACCUCAGAUGAAAGUCUGAGUUUACGGCUAGAGUGCAAUUGCUUGUGUUUUUGUGCACCUCAUUCUGUGGGACUUAUAGGGCUGGUUUCCCAGACAAAGCCUAGACCUGAACUAAAAAGCUAUUUCGAUAGCCAUUCUUCAUUGAACAUGGCAUCUAGUCCAGGACAAGGCUUAAACGAUGUCCAGGAAACGUACCCAUAGCAAUUUAUUUGAUGAUGUUAAUGCAAUAAACGUAUGUUUCUGUUUAAAAAAAGAUCUAUAACAGUAAACACCAUGUUGUGUGUUUGUAUUGUAGAAACUCCUCUGACCUUCGCAGCCCACCUGGACAAUGUGGCACAGGUCAUCGCUGUACUGAAACACGGUGGAGCACAUCUUGACUUCAGAUCACAAGAUGGGAUGACCGCUCUCCACAAAGCAGUCAGAGCCAAGAAUCAGGUCACACUGAAGGUUAUCCAGCAACUUUUUACAGCUUAUAUAAUAAGUUGGCCCCAAUUCGCUCUCCACCCCUUCCCCUCGGGCUUACCCUUUGAUGUGUGCAGAUCUGUAAGGUGGAAGCAAUAUAGUGGAAACUCCACCACUACCGUUUUUAUCUACACCCUUCAGGUCUGCAAACAUGGAAGUGUUAGGGCCAAGGGAUGAGAUAGAGAAAGAAUUGGGAUCGACUGAUACUCUUAGAUGUUAUGAACAAUCUAUCCCAUAACACCCCACAUUUAGGUAUAAUAGUUGAAAACGUCCUACAUAGAGAGACAUAACAUAUUGUAAAGCAAUAUAGAUGUUCAUACAUGUUUAUAACAAGUUAUAAACCAUUAUACCUGCAGGCUUUAAGUAAAAUGUUUCUCCGGGUGAAGUUUCCCCUAUGUACAUAUGUAGUAUCAGCUUCCCCUUCCCCAAUCCUAACCUUAUCCAUUAGUGGGGGAAAUGGAAACAUUUACCUAAGAUCAGCGUCUAGCAGCAACUUCCCUUCACACCUGAAGGGCUCACCCUCACCCUCACCCUCACCCUCACCCUCACCCUCACCCUCACCCUCACCCUCACCCUCACCCUCGCUCUUUCCCCAGGCUCUACUGGAACUAGGUGCUUCCCCAGACUACAAGGACAGCCAAAGUCUGACCCCCCUGUACCACACAGUCCUGGUGGGAGGAGACUCAGGCUGCUGUGAGCUCCUGCUGAGGGCCCGCGCCACCGUCUCCUGCCACGACGAGAACGGCUGGCACGAGAUACACCAGGUGGCGCUGUCUAAUAAUUAUACUAAUAAUUGAUUGGACGUACAUAGGGCUUUUCCAAAGACUCAGUGUUUUAUAUGGUAUUAUAAACUGGGUGGUUCGAGCCCUGAAUGCUGAUUGGCUGACAGCCGUGGUAUAUCAGACCAUAUACCACAGGUAUGACAAAACAUGUAUUUUUACUGCUCUAAUUACGUUGGUAACUAGUUUAUAUUAGCAAUAAGGCACCUCGGGGGUCCGCGUUGCAUUGUGCCUAAGAACAGUCCUUAGCCGUGGUAUAUUGGCCAUAUACCACACUCCCUAGGGCCUUAUUGCUUAAUUAAAGCGAAGAGCGUCAGUUCAUCUGCCACCAAUGUGGUCUACUCAGUGGUUUAGAUGAGACCCACAUUGAAGUAACCCUCACACAGUAUAAAACCACAUUUUAACCCAAGCCAUUGCUAUAUGGACUGUCUUGAAUAAGCUAUCUUGUAGUUGAUUAUAGAUAUUAGCCUUUUGAUAGACCUUGGAGAAGCAUGCUUGCCUAGACCAUCAGGGGCAUUACAACAGAUGCAGUAUAUUUAAAAGCUCAGCUCAGAUGGUACUCUGACUGACAUCUAGUGUAAAGAACAGGACACUGCAUAGAAUAUGUGCGUGACUCCUGAGUGGAUAGUCUAUAUCAUCCACGUAAACACAAACCAGGAGAGACUUCUCUCGCCAAUCAAUGACUUUCUAUAUGUUUGGUUGGUCAUAUUUUCUAUGAUAGUUCCGGUUUGCCUUAUGCUAUAACUAUAUGGAUUGUUUCAUUUUCUUUUGUUUUGACCUGUUCUUUGUGAUUUGUUUUGUGUUUGUGUGGCAGACCUGUCGGUAUGGACAUUAUUUGACUUGGUCUCUGUGUUUGUGUGGCAGACCCGUCGGCAUGGACAUUAUUUGACUUGGUCUCUGUGUUUGUGUGACAGGCAUGUAGAUAUGGACAUGUCCAGCACUUGGAGCAGCUGUUGUUCUAUGGAGCAGAUAUGAGUGUCAUGAACGCCUCUGGAAACACGGCUCUACACAUCUGUGCUCUAUACAAAGAGGUAAGAGACCAGAAGCCAAACCAGCAGAGCACCAAUCCACACACCACCAAGGCAGCACGUAGCCUAGUGGUUAAGAGCUUUAUAUUUACCAUCUACUGUACAGAGGGGCUUUAUAUUGUACCAUCUACUGUACAGAGGGGCUUUAUAGUGUACCAUCUACUGUACAGAGGGGCUUUAUAUUGUACCAUCUACUGUACAGAGGGGCUUUAUAUUUACCAUCUACUGUACAGAGGGGCUUUAUAUUGUACCAUCUACUGUACAGAGGGGCUUUAUAUUGUUCCAUCUACUGUACAGAGGGGCUUUAUAUUGUUCCAUCUACUGUACAGAGGGGCUUUAUAUUGUUCCAUCUACUGUACAGAGGGGCUUUAUAUUGUACCAUCUACUGUACAGAGGGGCUUUAUAUUGUACCAUCUACUGUACAGAGGGGCUUUAUAUUGUACCAUCUACUGCACAGAGGGGCUUUAUAUUGUACCAUUUACUGCACAGAGGGGCUUUAUAUUGUACCAUCUACUGUACAGAGGGGCUUUAUAUUGUACCAUCUACUGUACAGAGGGGCUUUAUAUUGUUCCAUCUACUGUACAGAGGGGCUUUAUAUUGUUCCAUCUACUGUACAGAGGGGCUUUAUAUUGUUCCAUCUACUGUACAGAGGUGCUUUAUAUUGGACUAUCUACUGUACAGAGGGGCUUUAUAUUGUACCAUCUACUGUACAGAGGGGCUUUAUAUUGUUCCAUCUACUGUACAGAGGGGCUUUAUAUUGUUCCAUCUACUGUACAGAGGGGCUUUAUAUUGUACCAUCUACUGUACAGAGGGGCUUUAUAUUGUACCAUCUACUGCACAGAGGGGCUUUAUAUUGUACCAUCUACUGCACAGAGGGGCUUUAUAUUGUACCAUCUACUGUACAGAGGGGCUUUAUAUUGUACCAUCUACUGUACAGAGGGGCUUUAUAUUGUUCCAUCUACUGUACAGAGGGGCUUUAUAUUGUUCCAUCUACUGUACAGAGGGGCUUUAUAUUGUUCCAUCUACUGUACAGAGGGGCUUUAUAUUGUACCAUCUACUGCACACAGGGGCUUUAUAUUGUACCAUCUACUGUACAGAGGGGCUUUAUAUUGUACCAUCUACUGUACAGAGGGGCUUUAUAUUGUACCAUCUACUGUACAGAGGGGCUUUAUAUUGUACCAUCUACUGUACAGAGGGGCUUUAUAUUGUACCAUCUACUGUACAUUGCUUUUAUUAUACCACUAGUACAUUGUAUUGGUAUACUAGUAUAUUGUAUUGGUAUACUAGUAUAUUGUAUGGGUAUACCAGUACAUUGUAUUGGUAUACUAGUACAUUGUAUUGGUAUACUAGUAUAUUGUAUUUGUAUACUAGUAUAUUGUAUUGGUAUACUAGUACAUUGUAUUUGUAUACUAGUAUAUUGUAUUGGUAUACUAGUAUAUUAGGCUCAUAGUAAUCAGGGUUGGGGUCAAUUCCAUUUGAAUUUAGUCAAUUCAGGAAGUAAACCGAUUGACUGAAUUUAAAUGGAAUUGACCCCAAGGGGGCAAUUAGGAUUAAUAAUUAUAAUAAUAAUAAUAAUAAUAAUAUGCCAUUUAGCAGACGCUUUUAUCCAAAGCGUGCAUAAUUGUUUUGUUGUUGUGUAUCCUGUUGAUUCUUCACAUGGGUAAAGAUUUACUGGAUACACUGAUGAGGAUCAAUCUGAGAUGGACACAUCCUAGGGGAACACAUCCCGGGGGAACACUUCCUGGGGGAACACAUCCCGGGGGAACACUUCCUGGGGGAACACAUCCCGGGGGAACACUUCCUGGGGGAACACAAGGCAAUAUCAUCUUAACAUUUAGACAUUUGUCCAUCUAUCAGGCUCUGUAUGCGUUUAGAGAUCAAUGGAAACCAAUUAUGACCGUGACCCCACUAUCCAAGGGUAUGUCAGGGGGAGUUGGGAUAUACAAAAAAUACAUUUCCAUUUCACACACGUGUAUAAUACACACUUGCACAUGUGUGUAACAGGACAAAUACAAGCACCAACCAAAUAAUAAUAAUAAUUAUAUACACACACACACACUUUUUCCAGAUAGUGGUUUGAGCAUGGGAUGUGUGUGUGAGAUAUCUGCCCUGUUGUCUGUAGGGGUCACUGCUCCCAUGAGCUAUGGCACAGAUCAUUAAGCCUUUCUACACGCUGUGUCAUUAUUCACAGAGACUGAGAGAGAGAGAGAGAGAGAGAGAGAGAGACGAGAGAGAGAGAGACGAGAGAGAGAGAGAGAGCGAGAGAGAGAGAGAGAGAGAGAGCGAGAGAGAGAGAGAGAGAGAGAGAGAGAGAGAUUAUGACUUCCUCUCUUUGUGUUUGCUGUUGUGUAAUCUCUUCCCUCGACUGCUCUGCUCUGCUCCUACAGGCUGGGUUUAUUUCCCUGGCUUUCUGAUUAGAUGCCCUUUUGCAUGACAGCUUUAGUGUGAUCUAAUGGCUAUAAUGACAGCCACUAGGAGGGAUGAACUUCGCGGAUUUAACCUUCAGUUCAAAUAGCAGUCUGAUAUGUGUGGGUUGGGGCUUGUACACGUAAUAUUAUUAUUGUAGAUAUCUGCCAUAUUUUAUUUAUCUGAUGACUAGUGGCAGUAGAAUAUAAUAAGAGCAAGUAGGAGGAGGAUGAGCUCGAACUGUGGUGUGUGUGUGAUGUGUGUGUGUGCGUGUGUGUGUGUGCAAGUGUGCCUGACUGUGUGUGUGUGGGCCCGCGCGCCUGUAUGUGUGUGUUCACAUGCACGUGAAUGUGUGUGUGUGUUUGUAGUGGGGUUUCUGUGGGUGGGCUGCUGAAUCCAGCUUGCAGCAGGCUGAAGCGGGCUGCAGUGACACAUACAGUUACCAGAGGCUGAUUCUCUCUUGAUUUUCUCACCGAGCUUCACACUACAUGUGUUCACUGGCACAAACCGAGAAUCCUUUUCUGGUAGAGCUGAAGGGAGAGGCCUUUGCUUUGACACUACAUUACCAAGGCUGAUUCUCUCUUGAUGUAUCUCACGAGCUUCAACUACAUGUUCACUGCACCGAGAUACUUUCGGAGCUGAGAGCCUUGUACCUGGAACAUAGACAAGAUCAUCAGCACAGAGGUGAGCUCUCUCACACAAUGUCAGAUGAGUCUUCAUCACUUAGUCUGGAUCUUCAUUCUGAUAUUAUGAAUGAUCAUUUCUGAUGUUCUAAUCGUGCUAAUCAUGAUGGAAUGAAUCUUGAUCAAGUGUUUCUGGUUUUUUCCCUCGUUAAGUGUUCGAUUACAGAUAUAUAUACAGUAGCUGGCUGCAAUGAGGUAUCGUCGAGAUCGUACACAGAUGAGACGAGAUGAGCGAGAGUGCUCGAGAGAAGAGAGACUGAGAUGCAGGUAACGAUCUAGUGACUUAAACUUUCUAAUAUCAUUAUAUACGACUCAGUUCAUACGUACUCGUCUUUCUCGCUUGUUCAUUUUCUUUCUAUUCUCGCCAUCUCUAUCCUCUACCUCUCUACGCUUUCUUGCUCUUUACUCUGCCCUCUCGCCUAGGUUCUACUCUGUCUCCGUCCAUCUCCUUCUCCUCUCUCUUCCUCUCUCUCUCUCUGCUCUCUCUCCUCUCUCUCUCCCUCCCUUUCCACCAAGAGCGAGUAUCGGAGCAAGCGACCUAGCACGAGCGCAGCAGCAGUAGUCGCUAGAGAUAGCCGUAGAUGAGUUGUCUGAUAUGCACCUUGUUCUGAGUGGUACCCCAUUCUGGAAUGUUGAAAUGAAUGACGGUUGGUCACACCUUCUAGUGUCUUACUCUGUUCUCUCUCUCUCUCUUUUCCCCUUUCGUCCUCCCUAAGGAACACUGUGCCAGAGUACUGCUCGUUCGUGGUGCUGACAAGGAAGUUAAGAACUACAGAAGCCAGACACCAUUCCAGGUAUGGACUGACUCACACCUCUAA
Molecule: messenger RNA, 15695 nt
Organism: Coregonus sp. 'balchen'
Lineage: Eukaryota; Metazoa; Chordata; Actinopteri; Salmoniformes; Salmonidae
Source: the annotation of a GenBank genome assembly